GGAAGUCGCCGCCGCGGUCUCCGCCGCUUCUGCCUUCGCUGCUGCUGCGGUCCCAGCGGAACUUUUCGUGUAGAACGGCCGAGGCGGGCCGAGGCGGGCCCAUCUGCAGAAUGGAGAUAAUCAGGAGCAAUUUUAAGAGUAAUCUUCAAAAAGUGUACCAGGCCAUAGAGGAGGCCGACUUCUUCGCCAUCGAUGGGGAGUUUUCAGGAAUCAGUGAUGGACCUUCAGUCACUGCAUUAACAAAUGGUUUUGACACUCCAGAAGAAAGGUAUCAGAAGCUUAAAAAACAUUCCAUGGACUUUUUGCUGUUUCAGUUUGGCCUUUGCACUUUUAAGUAUGACUACACAGAUUCAAAGUAUAUAACGAAGUCAUUUAACUUCUAUGUUUUCCCGAAACCCUUCAAUAGAUCCUCGCCAGAUGUCAAGUUUGUUUGUCAGAGCUCGAGCAUUGACUUUCUAGCAAGCCAAGGAUUUGAUUUUAAUAAAGUUUUUCGCAAUGGAAUUCCCUAUUUAAAUCAGGAAGAAGAAAGACAGUUAAGGGAGCAGUAUGAUGAAAAACGCCUACAGUCCAAUGGUGCAGGAACUCUGUCUUACGUAUCUCCCAACGCGUCAAAAUGUCCUGUGACGAUUCCUGAGGAUCAGAAGAAGUUUAUUGACCAAGUGGUAGAGAAAAUUGAAGAUUUAUUACAAAGUGAAGAAAACAAGAACUUGGAUUUAGAGCCAUGUACUGGGUUCCAAAGAAAACUAAUUUAUCAGACUUUGAGCUGGAAGUAUCCCAAAGGCAUUCACGUUGAGACUUUAGAAACUGAAAAGAAGGAGCGAUACAUCGUCAUCAGCAAAGUAGAUGAAGAGGAACGUAAAAGGAGGGAGCAGCAGAAACACGCUAAAGAACAGGAAGAACUGAAUGACGCUGUGGGAUUUUCUAGAGUUAUUCAUGCCAUUGCCAAUUCGGGAAAACUCGUCAUUGGACACAAUAUGCUCUUGGAUGUCAUGCACACGGUUCAUCAAUUCUACUGCCCUCUGCCUGCGGACUUAAAUGAGUUUAAGGAGAUGACAACAUGUGUUUUCCCCAGACUCUUGGAUACAAAAUUGAUGGCCAGCACACAACCUUUUAAGGAUAUCAUUAACAACACAUCUCUUGCAGAACUGGAAAAGCGGUUAAAAGAGACACCUUUCAACCCUCCUAAAGUUGAAAGUGCAGAAGGUUUUCCAAGUUACGACACAGCUACUGAGCAACUCCACGAGGCAGGCUAUGACGCUUAUAUCACAGGGCUGUGCUUCCUCUCCAUGGCGAACUACCUAGGUUCUUUUCUUAGCCCUCCAAAAAUUCACGUGUCUGCCAGAUCAAAACUCAUUGAACCUUUUUUUAACAAGUUAUUUCUUAUGAGAGUCAUGGAUAUCCCCUAUCUCAACUUGGAAGGACCAGACUUGCAACCAAAACGCGAUCAUGUUCUCCAUGUGACAUUCCCCAAAGAAUGGAAAACCAGCGACCUUUACCAGCUUUUUAGUGCCUUUGGUAACAUUCAGAUAUCCUGGAUUGAUGACACAUCAGCGUUUGUCUCUCUCAGCCAGCCCGAACAAGUACAGAUUGCCGUCAAUACCAGCAAAUACGCGGAAAGCUAUCGGAUCCAGACCUAUGCUGACUAUGUGGGAAAAAAACACGAGGAGAAGCAGAUCAAGAGAAAGUGGACAGAAGAUAGUUGGAAGGAGGUUGAGAGAAAGCGGUUAAACACUCAGUGCAUAUCCUAUGCUCUGCAGAAUCACUAUCACCACGCCAAUAGUCUUACCUCGACCAGCACGGUAGGAAAGAGAAAUCUGAGCCCCAGCCCAGCAGAAGCUGACUUGGAGACCAGAAUAUCAGGGGAGAUUUCUGACACUGAGCUGGAGCAGACAGAGUCCUGUGCAGAAUCCCUCUCCGAGGGAAGGAAAAAGGCCAAGAAAUUAAAAAGGAUGAAGAAGGAGCUUUCGCCAGCAGGAGGCCUCCCGGGCAGCCCUGCCAAGCUCUUCGAGGUUCCCGACACGUGGUAACCGAGACCCGAAGGAAAACAAAUCGCUGGUGCCGUGGCUGAGGAGGACCCAGCUGGCACAUUCAGAAGCCAUACUGUAUUUAAUUUCAUGAAAUGUGGUAUGGGAGGGGUUUGAAGCCAAGUCUGUGUCCUGGCAAAAACCCAGUUUCUUUUAUUUGUGUGGCUGUGUUUCUUUUCUUCCUUUUUAAUGUAAACUGUCUGCUGACACUCAGCACGGUUGUAGGCCGUCUUGAAUGUGCACAUUAUUAACCAGUUGAUGAUUUGUUGCUCACGUGAAACCCCUUUUCCAGUGUCGUGAAUUUUAGCGCGUUUAAGAACCUGCCUGGUGGGGAUCGUCGGCUGUGAAAUAAGCGAAGAGCUGACAUUCUUGGGCGCCGGGAUCAUGAGUUUUGGGGUUGAAGUCUUUACUGCUUCGAGAGGUUUCUUUUCGUGUUCUCAUGCGCAGAUUUGGGGGCCUCCGCAGCACGCGGUUACAGUCUCCCCCGUGGAGAGACCCCUCGCGUCUGCCCACUUCCCGCCAUAGCUGCCUGAAAAUACUAAGCACUCCAGCUUGUUUUUCCAGUAGGAAAAUGUCUAACGCCGUCCACCCAUAAAGACGCUUACCAUAUGCCUUGGCCUUUGGGGCAUUUUUAUUUAGAGACCUUCUUCCUAACUUGUGAGUUUCUCAAGGCGAACUGGACGAGUACAAAAAGUUCACUUCUGUUUUUACACGUAGUGCUGUGUUCCCUUUUCCGUACCUUAGCCUGCUCACCGUCUCUGUUCGGGAGUGUGUCUGGGGGUAAGGUGGCAUGUGUGUGUACACGUGCGUGUGUGUGUGCGUGUGUGUGUGAAAUCACAGAUUACAACGUGUACCAGCCCUCUCUCUGUUGAAACAGAUCACAGCAGCGACAGGAUUUCAUGGAUCUACUUCCGUAGGUCUGUUUCAUGUAGAUCAUUGUUAGAUAUUUAACAUUUUUUUUGUAUCAUGGAAAAUAAAAAUGAAAAAUGUAUUUCCAAGAGAUGAAAAUUAAAGAAAUUUUCCUAGG
Messenger RNA from Lynx canadensis (Canada lynx), 3051 nucleotides. It is a transcript of the gene PARN, whose product is annotated as poly(A)-specific ribonuclease. Gene Ontology annotation, cellular component: nucleus; cytoplasm. Lineage: Eukaryota; Metazoa; Chordata; Mammalia; Carnivora; Felidae. The record is from RefSeq and is a predicted model, not a curated record. Gene Ontology annotation, biological process: nuclear-transcribed mRNA poly(A) tail shortening. Gene Ontology annotation, molecular function: metal ion binding; poly(A)-specific ribonuclease activity; RNA binding. Bases 111 to 2027 code for a protein of 638 amino acids. The transcript is spliced from 24 exons.